AUGAAGCUUAAAGAUUUUCUUGACUUGCCUUUUACGUGCCAUCUUUUUAUAGGCAUCAUCAUCAGAGUUGCUUUGAUUGUGUAUGGAGAUUUCCAUGACAAGUUAUACGAUGUUCCAUACACGGAUGUUGACUAUAAAGUGUUUACUGACGCGGCCAGACAUGUUGUCAAAGGACAUUCUCCAUACAAACGUCAUACAUACAGAUAUAGCCCGUUGAUAGCUUAUUUCUUAGUCCCUAAUAUACGAUGGGGCAAAAAUUGUGGGAAAUUACUCUUUUCUGUCUUUGAUAUCCUGGUCACUGUUGCAGUUAAAAUUUUGGUGGAAUAUCAGUUAGGGUCUAAGAAAAAUACAAAGAAUAUACCGGUUUAUUGCGCUCUGUUUUGGCUUUACAAUCCUCUAAGUAUUGGUAUUUCUACUAGAGGCAACGCCGACUCAGUACCAUGUUUCUUCAUCAUACUAUCAAUUCUUUUCUUACAAACUGACAUAGUAAAAUCUAACUGGAAGUAUGCUCUAUCAGGGAUAUUAUUGGGUAUUUCGAUACAUCUACGUCUUUACCCGUUGGCGUUCAGUUUUCCCAUGUAUUUGUCUUUAGGCGAAUAUAAAAUUAACAGAAACACUAGUAUCAAAGAUGGGAUUACUUCUCUUUUGCCUAAUCUCAAGCAAAUAACUUUAGUGACAAGUUGUGUAGGAACUCUUAUUCUUCUAACUUCCUAUAUGUAUAAAUUGUAUGGCUACGAAUUUUUAUUCGAAACUUACAUUUACCAUCUUUUCAGGAAAGACACUCGUCACAAUUUCUCUGUGCUUUUCUACUAUUCGUAUUUAACAAUGGAUCAGUUAAAUUUUGAUGUUGUAAAAGUGCUUGCUCAAAUAUUCGAAGGUGUAUUAUUAUUUAUGGGUAGUUUGGCUUUUGGUACUGAUCCUAAAACCCUGCCAUUCGCUUUAUUUUUCCAAGCGGUAGUUCUGGUCGCCUACAACAGUGUUAUGACGUCACAAUACUUUAUUUGGUUUUUAUCUUUGAUGCCAUUAGUUGUGCACAACUUUAGGCUGAAACCGGCAAAUGCGUUAUUUUUGACUGUCGUUUGGGUAUUUGCUCAAGCAGGUUGGUUGUUUUACGCGUAUUUACUUGAGUUUAAAUGUAGACAGGUUUUUAUAUUGAUUUGGUUGAAGAGUAUUGUGUUUUUCUGUGCAAAUAUUUACGUUCUGGGACAACUUGUUAAGAGCUAUUCGCCUGGUUAUGCUUUUGGGGAAUAUCUGGCUCUGGACAAAAAAAUAAAAUAACGAGGCUAAUAUAAACCUUAUCCUGAUCAGCAUAAAGGUCACUUUGAUAUAAUCGAUUUUGUCUUU
Messenger RNA from Cydia splendana, 1344 nucleotides. RefSeq names its product GPI mannosyltransferase 1 (gene PIG-M). Gene Ontology annotation, molecular function: GPI mannosyltransferase activity; alpha-1,4-mannosyltransferase activity. NCBI's taxonomy places the organism in Eukaryota, Metazoa, Arthropoda, Insecta, Lepidoptera, Tortricidae. Gene Ontology annotation, cellular component: membrane; glycosylphosphatidylinositol-mannosyltransferase I complex. The record is from RefSeq and is a predicted model, not a curated record. Gene Ontology annotation, biological process: GPI anchor biosynthetic process. Bases 1 to 1278 code for a protein of 425 amino acids. The transcript has a single exon.